AUGUGGGUUGUGCGGAGAGGCCAGCUCUGCAGAGUGCUGUGGGGCUCUCAGGCUCCAGCCGCGUCUUCUCGGCACCGUAGCGCAGAGGCCGGCUCUCUCCCCGGCCCACGCUGCUGGAGUUGUGGCAUCCCUCUCUCCGAUCGUGGGGGGCUGCCUCGCUUCUGUCCGGCCUGCCAGGCCCUGCAGCCGCCGGAGUCCCAGCCUGACCUCUUCCGCCUUAUGGGCUGCGAUCACUCAUUCAACAUCAAUGUGCAGCAGCUACAGCAGCAAUUCCGGAGCUUGCAGCGCUCCCUGCACCCUGAUUACUUCAGCCAGAAACCCCAGAAAGAGCGGGAUUUUUCUGAACAGCACUCUUCCUUGGUUAACAGAGCCUACCAAACCCUUCUAAGUCCCUUGAGACGUGGAUUGUACCUACUGGAGCUGAAUGGAGUGGAACUUGCAAAAGGGACAGACAGUGACAUAGAUGUGGAGUUCCUCAAAGAAAUCAUGGAAAUCAAUGAGACACUGGCAGAACCUAAUAAUGAGGCUAAAAUAGAAGAGAUUGAGAGUUUCAUUGCAGUUAAACGAGAAGAAUUGACCAAGGAUGUGAGCAAAGCUUUUGAAAGAGAUGAUCUUCAAGAAGCCAAGAAACUUCUAGCCAAAAUGAAAUACUUUGAAAACUUGGAGGACAAGGUGAAGAGCAAGAAGAACUCUUCCUGAUAUCACAGUCUUUGCCAUUAAGAUCUGAUCUACUUUUGAUUAAAGUAGUGAUUGGUAGUUUCUGAUUCAGGAACUAAAAGGAGCACAAUCAUUGUGUGCCUCUUAAUUUUUUCGGUCCUUCCUUACCUACGGAAACAGAAGUGUGUGUAAAAGACAUCCAUGUACUACCCGUUGUCAUUAAAUGGCAUUGGAAGUGGAAUGUUGCUUGCAAUAA
This is a messenger RNA of Gopherus flavomarginatus (Mexican gopher tortoise), 913 nucleotides long. RefSeq names its product HscB mitochondrial iron-sulfur cluster cochaperone (gene HSCB). Gene Ontology annotation, cellular component: mitochondrion. Lineage: Eukaryota; Metazoa; Chordata; Testudines; Testudinidae. Gene Ontology annotation, molecular function: ATPase activator activity; protein-folding chaperone binding. Bases 1 to 699 code for a protein of 232 amino acids. The record is from RefSeq and is a predicted model, not a curated record. Gene Ontology annotation, biological process: [2Fe-2S] cluster assembly; protein complex oligomerization. The transcript is spliced from 6 exons.